ACAUAAUAUACAUUUAUAUUAGAAAUUGAAUAUUGUAAAAUUUGUCACUGGUAAACAUUCAGGCUUGUCAAGUGACAACAUCACAGCUUCAAACGUAAGAACUAACAUUUCCUAAUACAUGUAACGCUUCAAAGAUUCAAUGAAUUAAUUUAAAAAUUCUAAGCAUUUUUUGGAGGAAAAAAAAUGUAAUAUGCACUGUUUGAUGUUUUUGGAAAAAAAUGAAUUAAUUUAAAAAUUCUAAGAUUUAUUUGCAUUUUUUGGUUGAAAAUGGAGUGAUUAUGUAACAGAAUUAACGAACUAAAAUGAGUACUUCUUCUAAACUCUUAAACACACCCAGUAAAGCUAAAUUGGUCACAAACAACCUCAACUAUCGAAUGAAUCCCUCGGCCUAGUGAAAACUGAAUUCUGUCUUCUCUUUGAUGUAGAAGAGAAGAAAAGAGAAGAGGAAAACAAAGUGUUUCUUGACUUUUCUUUGUCAGUUUUUCUUUUUUUAAUUUUCCUCCCAAUUUUUAAUGACUAAAUAAAUGAGUUUGGAGAAAACCUCUUCCGUAGAAGAUUUCUUUUUUUUUUCUCACUAUUUUUUAUAUUUUUUUCAACACUAUUUAUAUUGCCGCAUUAGCUUUAAUAGUUGAUCAUAAAACACAUAAAAUACUUUUCUUAACAAAAUAUUUCUAAAGAGUAAUAAGUGUAAUUUGACUCGUAAUAAUUAGCAUCAAAAUAGGCAAAUUCUUCUCGUUCUAAAUUUGUUUAACGAUUUAUUGGUUGACAAAAAAAAAUUGUUUUAAAGGUUAAAAACAGAGUAACAAAGUAGGUGUUAUUGUACUAUUGUAUACGUAUUAGUACUUGUUAGAAAAAAAAAAUCAUAUAAUUCAAAAAGUGAUAUAUGUUAUAACACUAUUUAUCAUUUUUAAUUGUUUACUGGCCCACUUAUGGUACUAUAUUUGAAAAACAAAAUGCAACACAUGGAGCAACUUAUUGUUUCUUUAAUGAAAAAUCAAGUAAGUAUUUUGAUGCUGAAACUAUAUUUUCAUGUGGCUGAAUUGCAAUAAUAACUAAGAUUCAUGUUUAAUUUUUUGGUUAGUCUUUACUUUUGUAUUUUUUUUUUCAUUUUGAUGUUGAAUUCAUGUCUUUCUAUCUUACUUGUAAAUAUAAUACAUCUACUCAGAGUGAGGAGCAAUCAAAUGUCAAUGUUCAAUCAAAUUCUCAUGUUCAUUCCACUCAGAGUGUCAAGAACCACACAUUUGGCUCAAAAUGCAAAAUAUUAGAUUGGAUUGGAUCUGGAGAAAUUAUUGCAGAAGGUUAUUUUAUCUCAAGUGACCCAAAGGAUGAGGUUCACCAUGUUCCUCUUGGGCCUAGUGCUAUGAAAGUGGGGAUAGAUCUUGUGAGAAAGAAUGAUGCAUUUCUGUGGAGGCCUUCAACAAUUAUGUCUACUAUAGAAGAUGUUGUAGGUAGUAUAAUUGCAUGGCCAACUGAUAAAGUUAUAAUUAGGUAAUUAACUUUUUUUAUGUACUCUUUUAGUUUACUAUAACUUUAAGUUGAAGCAUUACUUAUUUAAAUUUUGUUGUAGCUAAACAAAUGGACUCACAACAAAGACAAGUGCACAAAUGAUGAUGAAUUGAAGGAUGGAGCAAGUUUCACACAUGGUUUACUUUUGUGUAUCUUGUAAUGUUUCUAUUUUUCAUUUUUGAAGUAAAAAUUGUUCAAGAUUAUAAAACUUUAUUAUGUUAUGCUUUCAAACUUAAGUUAGAACUAAGAUCUCAUGAAGUAGACACAUUCAUGGUUUGAAUUAGUUAUUGUUUAAUGUAAUACUUAUGGUUUAUCAA
Humulus lupulus (European hop) is the source of this 1823-nucleotide messenger RNA. RefSeq lists its product as uncharacterized. NCBI's taxonomy places the organism in Eukaryota, Viridiplantae, Streptophyta, Magnoliopsida, Rosales, Cannabaceae. The record is from RefSeq and is a predicted model, not a curated record. Bases 1124 to 1492 code for a protein of 122 amino acids. The transcript has 2 exons.